Tigriopus californicus is the source of this 1277-nucleotide messenger RNA. RefSeq names its product mitochondrial import inner membrane translocase subunit Tim10B-like. Bases 165 to 1163 code for a protein of 332 amino acids. The record is from RefSeq and is a predicted model, not a curated record. Gene Ontology annotation, cellular component: mitochondrial intermembrane space chaperone complex. NCBI's taxonomy places the organism in Eukaryota, Metazoa, Arthropoda, Copepoda, Harpacticoida, Harpacticidae. Gene Ontology annotation, molecular function: tRNA binding; kinase activity. The transcript is spliced from 2 exons.
AGCUGAAGCCGCUCAAAAAGAGGCCGAUGAAGUCAUGAGAAAACUGCAAGAGCAAGGAGUGGAUGCCACCAAUCUUACCCCCGAACAAAUGGCCCAAAAAAUGAUGGAGAAUAUGCAAGCUCCGACCACUGUCCCAUCUCAAUAGACCUUUAUCAAGCUCCAUAAUGGCUUCGGCCAAGCCCCAAAUCUGUAUUCUAGUUCUAUUGGGACUCCCGGGCUCCGGUAAGACUACCUUAGCCCAAAACAUGCGUGUUCAUUUGAAGGAAAAGUUCAAAGUGAUACUGGUCAGUUACGAUGACUUGAUUCCCCUAGCAGAGCAGGCUCAGUUGUCUCAAAAUAGUGAUGAUAAGGCGUGGAAAGAAGCCCGGAAGUUGAUUUUGAAUGGCGUUCAUGCUCUCAUCAAUCCGGCUCAAAGUGGACUUAGUCUCGCCGAAGUACAGGAGUUUAAGACCAAAUUGGGGAUUCCAGAAGACGAGCCGGAGAGCUCAAAAGACACUUUAGUGAUAGUGGACGAUAAUAACUAUUAUGCUAGUAUGCGAUAUGAGUACUACCAACUGGCCCGCUCCAACCAAACCGGGUUCUGUCAAUUGCAUAUUGACGUGGGAUUAACCGAGGCUCAGAAUCGAAAUGAAGAGCGGGAUCAAAAGAUUCCAAAUGAAGUCAUUCAGGUCAUGGACAAGAGAUUUGAAGCUCCGAAUCCUCUCAAGAACUCUUGGGAGCAAUUCUCCUUCUCCACCCAAGUCAUCCAGAAUGACUCCUCGAAUUUGAUUGAAAUGGUCGAAACCAUUGUGAGUCUAGCCUUGAACAAUCCCGUGAAACCGAUUCCCGAGGUCGACGAUGAGGCCCGAGAUCGAUCUCGGGCCAAAUGUACGGCCAGCAUUGUUCAUCAAGCAGAUAAAGUGUUACGUAAACAUAUAGGCCGAAAGAUGAAAGACGUCAAAAGUGAGAGAGAGGGUAAUACUGAAGCCAUGGAAGAUGCUAUUGCCCUUUUCAACGAGUCUAGAACCGAAGUAUUGGAAGACCUCAAAACUGGUUUCACGAUGCUUCCGUCGAAUGUGGUCAAACGUGUCGAAAAUCGAGACAAACUCGCCAUUGACGAACUGGAGGCGGUCAUAGUCGAACUCUGGGACUUAAAAAUCACCAAGUUGAAGGAGACUAUUUAACCAGAAGGAUCUGGAAUCUGGACUUGUUUACUGGUAUGGGCUGAUUCUUCUUUCCUCCGACCGUUUAUUUGGAAGUGACUAAAAUCGCGUGGAAUAAAGAUCGUCUCUCCUCAA